Molecule: messenger RNA, 1035 nt
Organism: Colletotrichum karsti
Lineage: Eukaryota; Fungi; Ascomycota; Sordariomycetes; Glomerellales; Glomerellaceae
Exons: 4
Coding region: 1-1035 (344 amino acids)
Source: RefSeq, a predicted model, not a curated record
AUGCCGUCUUCAAAACCUUUGAAGAUCAAGCCCUCGGAGGUGGCCGCUGACACCAAGAAGAAGCUGAUUCCAGAAGUCAACAAGCACUUCCACGAAGAAUGGCCUCCGUACUCCUACCUCUAUGCGCAGCCCUUGCAACAACUCCCGAUCAGCCGCCCGAGCUUCAUGAGCUCGGAUCUUCCCAGAUUCUAUGUCGUGCACGGAGAUCCGGUCGAUUGCGCCAUUGGUUGGGCUCAAAGUGAGGGAGUGCGCAUUCCCUUCAUCUGUGCCGCGAACGAGAAGCGUCCCGGAGGAGACUGGGAGACUGGUGUCGUUGGAUAUGAGGAGCGGCUGUGUCGUCGAAGCAACCUCUCGUGGACCCUGGGCAACCCUGCUCCGGAGACAUACAUGUCGUCCAACUAUCCCAUACCGAUGGAGGGAGCGAUCUAUUCCCCGGAUGUUGUCCGGUUCCGCCAGUUUCAAGACAGAAUCGAGUCACUCGAGAUGAAGGAUUGGAGGUCUUUUCCAGUCAUUUCCAUGCCGCCGGCCCGAUGGCCCAAGCUCACUGACAUGGGAAGAAAGUACUCCUUUGCAGAGGAGCGGGAGAUGGUCAGGAACAAGAUGCGGGCGGCCUUGCGCAUCUGCGUCUACAAUGGAUAUCAACACGUUGUCAUCGGUGAUUUUGGUCUUGGCAAUGGCUACCGCAACCCGCCCAAGGAGCUGGCGGAACUGUGGCGAGAAGUCUUCCUCUACGAUCCGGAAUUAAGAGGACAGUUCUCUGCUGUCAUGUUUGCCUUCGAGGACGACAGACAAUGCACGGCCAAGUGCAUUCUCGACGAUAUCGCCAAGAAGUCAAAGGGGAGUAGCAGCAGCUCGUCGAAAAGCAAGUCCAAGAGCAGCGGUUCGUCAUCGUCAUCCAGCUCCAGCAGCAGCUCUUCCAGUCACAAGAGCGAUUUCAAGAUCUUCAGCGACAUUUUUGCUGAACACGAGAUCGCAAGAGUGCGAAGCCAACCCGACCCGCGCUACGCCUUCUCCGCCAUCAUGGACGGUUCUUGA